Messenger RNA from Tinamus guttatus (white-throated tinamou), 1620 nucleotides. Lineage: Eukaryota; Metazoa; Chordata; Aves; Tinamiformes; Tinamidae. The record is from RefSeq and is a predicted model, not a curated record.
AUGGCCCGGGCACUUCCUCGCCGCUGGCACGGCCGCACUGCACCCCGGUCCAGGAGGCGUCGGCGGGACCCAGCGGGAUGGUCUCCUCCCUGCUGCCAGGUGCCUGCUCCUAGCACGAGAGGUCUGGUGGAGCCAGGCACCUGUCCUCACUGCCUCUUCCCUGUCCAGGUGUCUGCCUCGUCUGACCCUCGCUCGGCCGGGGACGAGGAGCUGGCGCCAUCGGGCAAGGCGCGGGGCCUGAGGCGGAGCGGGCAGGCUGGCCCACGGCGGCACAGGCGCCGCUGGGCGGCUCAGCAGGCUACCAGGAGCCCAGCAGUGCCCCAGCCCGGCGGCACUGGCCAGGAGGAGAGCCUGCCCUUCGUGCUGGACCUGCAGAGCCUGCCAGGGCUGGCCAACGUCGACCUGAGCGCCCAGAACCCAAACAUCCAGGUGACCAUUGAAGUAGUGGACGAUCCUCAGGCUGAGAUGGAGAUGGACUUGUUGAAGGAGACAAGGAACGACUGGUCCCUGACAUCCUCUGAGUGGCUGUCCCACAAGGACCUGUUCUGGCCCCUCUUCUGGGAAUACACUGACCCUGCUGAGGAGGAAGAGGAGGAGGAGGAGGAGGAAGAAGAGGAUGACAACCUAGAUGUAAGAGACAAAGAGGAGGAGGAAGAGGAGGAGGAAGAGGAAGAUUACAUGUCGGAGUAUGAUGAGGAGGAGGAGUCCAUGCUAAGUGGAGUGGGAGGUGACUGGGACCAGCGGUGGCCUGGGCAGAAGAACUGGAUCUUUAAGGAAAAAUAUAAUUACGACUAUGAAGAUGAGGAGGAAUGGAGCACUUGGUCCCCUUGCAGCAUCACCUGCGGCAGUGGCAAUCAGAAGAGGACCCGGUCCUGUGGCUACGCCUGUACAGCAACGGAGUCGAGGACCUGUGACCUGCCACGUUGCCCUGGAGCAGAGGGAGAAAUGACCUUCCCCACAGAGGAGACUCCUUUUAAAAGUGACAAUACCACCGAGCUGUUCAACUCAGAUGUAGACAGCUGUGAGAAGUGGCUGAACUGCAAGAGUGACUUCCUCACCAAGUACCUGAGCAAGGUGCUGACAGAUCUGCCCAGCUGUCCCUGCUCCUACCCGCUGGAGGCGGUUUACAGUGCCGUGAACCUGCGGGAUGAGCGCCAGGGCAAGAGCUUCCGCUGGCGGGACGCCAGUGGGCCCAAGGAGCGCCUGGACAUCUACAAGCCCACGGCCCGCUUCUGCCUGCGCUCCAUGCUCUCCUUGGACAGCACCACGCUUGCUGCCCAGCACUGCUGCUAUGACGAGCACACCCGUCUCAUCACCCGGGGCAAAGGGGCUGGAGUCCCUAAUCUCAUCAGCACUGAGUUCUCCCCGGAGCUGCACUACAAAGUGGACAUGCUGCCUUGGAUCCUCUGCAAGGGGGACUGGAGCCGGUACCAUGCUGUGCGGCCUCCCAACAACGGGCAGCAGUGCGCUGACAACCCUGCCGAGGAGGAGUACCUCUCCCAGCUGCAGGAGGCCAAGGAGUACUAGGCUCUUGCCAUGCUCAGAGGAGCCGCGGGGCAGCAGGUCUCCCACACAACCUCAGGGGAGCCCCUGGGAGCUGGUGAUUCUUACAGCAGCCCA